AUGCCAGCAUCCAAUUUCACAGCUGUGACAGAGUUUACAUUUGAGGGUUUCUCUGUUUUUGAGUGGCAUCACAGAAUCAUCCUGUUUGUGACCUUUUUGGCUUUGUACCUGUUGACCCUUGCCAGCAAUGCCGUCAUCUUGACAGUUAUCCAUCUCAACCGUCAACUUCAUACACCCAUGUACUUCUUCCUGAGUGUGCUCUCCAUUUCUGAGACCUGUUACACAGUCGCUAUCAUCCCCCGCAUGCUGUCCAGUCUCCUCAGUCCCCAACAAGCCAUCUCCAUUCCAGACUGUGCCACCCAGCUCUUCUUCUAUCUCACUUUUGGUGUCAACAACUGCUUCCUGCUCACAGCCAUGGGGUAUGACCGCUAUGUGGCCAUCUGCAACCCAUUGCGGUACUCAGUCGUCAUGGGCAAAAGGACUUGCAUAAAAUUGGCCAGUGGAUCCUGGAGCAUUGGCCUGAGCACAGCUAUUAUUCAAGUGUCUUCUGUGUUCAGCCUGCCCUUCUGUGAUGCCAACGUCAUCUCCCACUUCUUUUGUGAUAUCCGGCCCCUAAUGAAGCUCGCCUGUGCUGAUACUACCAUCAAAGAACUGAUCACCUUGCUCAUCAGUCUCUGUGUCCUCGUUCUGCCCAUGGUCUUGAUCUUCAUCUCCUACGUCUUGAUUGUCACCACUAUCCUCAAGAUUGCAUCAGCCGAGGGCCGGAAAAAGGCCUUUGCCACAUGUGCCUCCCACCUCACAGUGGUCAUUGUCCAUUAUGGUUGUACUUCCUUCAUCUACCUAAAACCUAAAUCCCAAAAUUCCCUGCAGGACAGGCUUAUCUCCGUGACAUACACUGUCAUCACCCCCCUGCUGAACCCUGUUGUGUACAGCCUGAGGAACAAAGAGGUCAAGGAUGCUUUGCUCAGAGCUUUGGGAAAAAAGCUCCUCUCUUAG
Tupaia belangeri chinensis (Chinese tree shrew) is the source of this 936-nucleotide messenger RNA. Its product is annotated as olfactory receptor 10J4. Gene Ontology annotation, molecular function: G protein-coupled receptor activity; olfactory receptor activity. Gene Ontology annotation, biological process: G protein-coupled receptor signaling pathway. Gene Ontology annotation, cellular component: membrane. Lineage: Eukaryota; Metazoa; Chordata; Mammalia; Scandentia; Tupaiidae. The coding region runs from base 1 to 936 and encodes 311 amino acids. The record is from RefSeq and is a predicted model, not a curated record. The transcript is spliced from 2 exons.